Drosophila pseudoobscura is the source of this 4895-nucleotide messenger RNA. RefSeq names its product JNK-interacting protein syd (gene syd). Gene Ontology annotation, molecular function: kinesin binding; MAP kinase scaffold activity; signaling receptor complex adaptor activity. The transcript is spliced from 16 exons. Bases 753 to 4421 code for a protein of 1222 amino acids. Gene Ontology annotation, biological process: vesicle-mediated transport. NCBI's taxonomy places the organism in Eukaryota, Metazoa, Arthropoda, Insecta, Diptera, Drosophilidae. The record is from RefSeq and is a predicted model, not a curated record. Gene Ontology annotation, cellular component: cytoplasm.
AAAUAAGACGGUAUAUUUUGGUAUAUGUCAGACCGUAUAUUUUAACGAUAAAUCCGCGGUCACACAAAUUUCGUCGCUCGCCUGCAAUAUUUAUUGCAAAAAUGCGUUAAAAGUCUAUAGUUUAGCUAUAAAUAGCGCGUAAUAAUACUCAUCACCUGGUCGGGCAGGCGUGUGCAGUGAAAUCCGGGCGAAACACUAACGAAAAUGCAACGAAAAACGUAGACGAAAAAAAAUGAAAUCUAGUCAAGAAAACGAUGUAAAUGGAUGGGGAAGAGACGAGGCUACAACAACAACAACCACUGGACGACCGAAACGAAAAACGCAAAUAAAGUGACACGCAGAACGCAGGAAGAAAAUACAACAAAAAAUAUAUAAAAUAUAGUAUAAAAGAGAGAGAGGAGAGAUCAAACCAAACAAAAAUAGAGAGCAACAAAAGCGAGCAUUCAAAUCAAGUGUGACCCUCUCUCUCUCUCGCACUCUCACGCUCCCCUUACUGUCUCUCCUUGACUGUGUGAGUGAGUGGGUCGGUGCAGCCCACACACACACUCAGCCACCCACACGCAGUACCGUAGCAUAACUGCUGUUGUUGUUUUGGAUUUUGUUGUUUUUGUUGGUGGGGUUGAAAAGCUAUUGCCUGCAUAACGGUUAACGCGUGACGUGAGAUCCCACACAAAAACAGUAAGGGUGACCACCACCCCACCUUUCACCCAAACCCUUUCGGAGAACGGCCGCCCCGCCUCCCCCCUCUCAAAAUGAUGGACAACGACGAUGCGCUGCUCAACAACGGUGGCCCGCAGUCGGGAGCGGAGACCGUCUACGGCACGGAGGACAACAAUAUGGUCAUGUCAGAGAAGAAUGAUCAGGUUGUCAGCAUCGUCCAGCAGCUGGCGGGGAGCAUUUAUCAGGAGUUCGAGCGGAUGAUCAAUCGCUACGACGAGGACGUGGUGAAGAACCUGAUGCCGCUGCUGGUGAACGUGCUGGAGUGCCUGGACGCCUCGUAUCGCAUCAAUCAGGAGCAGGAUGUCGAGUUGGAGCUGCUGCGCGAGGACAAUGAGCAGCUGGUGACGCAGUACGAGCGGGAGAAGAGCGCCCGCAAACAGUCCGAACAGAAGCUACUGGAGGCUGAGGACCUGGCCGAGCAGGAGAACAAGGAGCUGGCCACACGCCUCGAGUCCGUGGAGAGCAUUGUGCGGAUGCUGGAGCUGAAGCACAAGAACAGUCUGGAGCAUGCCAGUCGCCUGGAGGAGCGGGAGACGGACCUCAAAAAGGAAUACAACAAGCUGCACGAGCGGUACACGGAGCUGUUCAAGAAUCACGUGGACUACAUGGAACGCACCAAGAUGCUGAUGGGCUCCACGCACUCACAAAUGAGCACCGCCUCCGACCGCAUGGAAGUGAGUCGUGCGCGCCUCAAUCCCGUGGCCCGCAGCUCGGGUCCCGUCUCCUACGGCUUCGCCUCGCUGGAGAACUCCGUCAUGCUGGACACCGAGACCAUCUGCAGCGUGGGCAGCCAGUCGGACGACUCGGGGCCGCCGUCGCUGCAGAAUGAGCUGGACAUGAGCCUGCCCAGUACGGCGGAGAGGGGCGCAGCCACCGAUUCGCUGCAGCAGCAGCAUCAGGCCACCUCGCCCCAGAGUCCCCCCGACACCAGUCCCGUUGUGCCAAACGUGCCUCCCGCAAAUGUUGGUCGCUCGACCACCAAAAAGGAGCAGCGCUCGGACAAUAAUCUCUACCAAGAGCUGUCCUUCCAGGACAAUGAGGAGAGCGAAGAGAAUGAGAUUGUUACAGGCUGCUGGGUACAUCCCGGAGAGUACGCGUCCUCAGCAAACGACAACUAUUUUGGCAUGGGCAAGGAAGUGGAGAAUCUCAUCAUGGAGAACAAUGAGCUGCUGGCCACCAAGAAUGCCCUGAACAUUGUCAAGGAUGAUCUGAUUGUCAAAGUGGAUGAGCUGACGGGAGAAGUGGAAAUUGUGCGCGAGGAGCUGAGUGCCAUGCAGCAGUCGAGGACGAAGCUCAGGCAGCGCAUCAGCGAACUGGAGGAGGAGCUCAAGAAGACCAAGGAGCAGGUGAAGCAACAAAACACCGAACAGGAGGAGAACGAUGUGCCGCUCGCACAGCGCAAGCGUUUCACUCGCGUCGAGAUGGCCAUGGUCCUCAUGGAACGUAACCAGUACAAGGAGCGUCUGAUGGAGCUGCAGGAGGCAGUGCGUCUCACGGAGAUACUGCGCGCCUCGCGCACCGUCGACAACUUGGACAAGAAAUCGAAGCAGAGCAUCUGGAAGUACUUUAGUAAUCUUUUCACCCCCUCCAAUCGCCCGACGGAACGCAUCGCCGACGGGCUGGGAGGGGGGCCGAUGUUUCGUAAUACCGGGGGAGGAAGUCCUGCCCACAGCCACGGAUCCCCAAGCCGUGGAAGUGGGGACAAUCGCCUUACCUUAGCCGGCUCCCAGCCGCCCAUGCAUCCCGCGAGCGCGGGGCUCGCCAAUGCCCUGGUGAUGCCCAAGGACUACUCCGAGGACGGGGGCUCGGAGCGUAUCAGUGCGAGGAGGCGGGAGCAGUACCGGCAGCUGCGCGCCCAUGUCCAGAAGGAGGACGGACGCCUGCACGCGUAUGGCUGGAGUUUGCCCAUCAACAAGGCCAACCAAGAGGCCAAUCCCAGCCGGCACUCGGGCGGCGUUCCGGUGCCCGUCUACUGCAAUCCCCUGGCCGAGGCCUCGCCCCACAUGAAGGUGUUCUGCGCGGCCGGCGUCAAUCUCCACGGAGGCUUCACCAAAGACGGCCAAUCGCUGAUACCCGCCGACUCGCCAUACGCCCCCAAGUCCACGCUUAAAAUCACAGAGAUCACGAGUCCGACGGCGGAGCAGAGCGUCGAGGCGCUGGACAGACAGAUAGCCCGCGCCAGCCUGGAGACCUUGGAGCCGGAGACGCAGCUGAGCUCCUUCGUGUGGAUCUGCACGAGCACCCACGCGGCCAGCACGGUCAGUGUGGUGGAUGCCAACCAGUCGGCCACCGUUCUGGAUGCCUUUCCCAUCUGCUCCUCCCACUUGCUGUGCAUCGCCUCCGUGCAGGGAGCCAUGGAGAGCGACUACGCGCUGCUGGAACAGUCGGAGGUGGUCAAGGCGGGCGAGAUGCUGCAGCGGCCCGGGGAGGGCACAGAGCUGCUCGGCAAAGUGGAGUUUGUGCGCGUGAAGCCCAAGUCCGAGGACGAGCAGAACAGCAACAGCAAACCCCAGCAGCAGCAGCAGGACGAGGAGGAAGCCAAGGAGGCCACGGAGAAAUCCAAUGAGCCACUGCCGCCCGUGAAUGCCGAGGAGCCGCUCGUUAAUGUGGAGGCCAUCAAGAUACGCCAGGCCCUGCCCGGCGCCCCCCAGCGUCUCUCCAGCGGCAACAGCGGCAGCGACGGUAAUCAGGCGAACAACAACAACAGCAGCAGCACCGGGAGCGUUCUGUUCGCCACCAAGUCGUUGAACCCCAUUCUGGGGACGAAGGAGCGCGAGGAUCCGCCAAUGACUUCGGUGGGACCGACCAUGUGGAUGGGGGCCCAAGACGGCUGGCUGUACGUCCACAGCGGGGUGGGGCGGUGGCACGAGUGCCUGCACCGCGUUCUCCUGCCGGAUGCUGUCCUGGCGAUUGUGCAUGUGGAGGCGAGGGUUGUUGUGGCGCUGGCCAAUGCCCAGUUGGCCGUGUUCCGCCGCCAAACAGACGGCCAAUGGGAUCUGAAUAGUUAUCACCUGGUGACGCUCGGUGAUCGCAAUCAUUCGAUACGUUGCCUCUGUGUGGCCGGCGAGCGCAUUUGGGCGGCGCAUCGCAACAAGAUCUUCAUUGUGGACCCGAUAUCGCUCAACAUUGUGCACUCGCUGGACGCGCAUCCGCGCAAGGAGAGCCAGGUGAGGCAGAUGGCGGCCACAGGUGCCGGUGUCUGGGUAUCCAUACGACUGGACUCGACGCUCCGUCUGUACAACACGCAUACGUUCGAGCACAAGCAGGACGUGGACAUUGAGCCGUAUGUGUCCAAAAUGCUCGGCACUGGCAAGCUGGGCUUCAGCUUUGUCCGCAUCACCGCUCUGAUGGUGUCCUGCAACCGCCUGUGGAUCGGCACCAGCAACGGGGUGAUCAUCUCGGUGCCACUGGCCGAGGUGCAGCAGAAGACAUCAUCCGAUCCCCAUGGCCAGAUGCCGCUGUGCUGCAUGGCCAAUGCUCAACUCUCCUUCCACGGCCACCGCGAUGCGGUCAAGUUCUUUGUUUCCGUGCCGAUGCUGCAGCAGCCGAACCUGAACGGCGGACUGACCUUCGUGAACAAGCGGCCCGAUAUGCUGGUCAUGUGCGGUGGCGAAGGCUACAUCGAUUUUCGCAUAAGACAUGAUAAAUUCGAUGCUAGCGAUAAUGCAGCGCAUUUGAUAGUUUGGAAAGUCGAUACAUGAUAAUGACAUGGAGAACAGUAUUCAACUGGAACCAAAUCAAACGAUCGAGAAUCGAGGCGACAAGAGCUACUUGAUUGUGUGGCAUGUUAGUCAACGUUGAGGCCGAUCCGAUGCGAUCCGAUCGAUACGAUUCUUCGGCUUGAACGAGAAGUGCAAAUGAUAUAAUUAAUAAUAUUUAUAGCAGUUACGAGUACUAUCUAAAUACGCAUAAUGUAUAAUCUACUUUAUUGUGCAGCAGGCUAGCGAAUGGAAUACCUAAACCCUAAAUCCUAAACCUUAGUAUUUAUCUAACAAUACAAUACCCUUCUACAUACCCCCUUAAAUCCACACGAUGACAAAAUACCAACUAAUAUUAAUUAAUGGGUUCUCUAGCAGUCGUACCACGUACUCUUAAUUUAGUUAAACAAAUCCGAUUUUGAGCUUUCGAGGGGCUCUCACAAUUGUUUCAAAUUGCUUCAAAUUUAAACCAAAAAA